This is a messenger RNA of Paramisgurnus dabryanus, 9557 nucleotides long. RefSeq names its product plexin b1a (gene plxnb1a). Gene Ontology annotation, molecular function: semaphorin receptor activity; protein binding. The record is from RefSeq and is a predicted model, not a curated record. Gene Ontology annotation, cellular component: plasma membrane; semaphorin receptor complex. Gene Ontology annotation, biological process: regulation of cell migration; semaphorin-plexin signaling pathway; regulation of cell shape. Lineage: Eukaryota; Metazoa; Chordata; Actinopteri; Cypriniformes; Cobitidae.
CACCGGGUCGCACUCGCGGACAAUAACGCUACUGUGCGACUCUCUCUCAUCUCCCGUUAUCCCUCUCCACAUACACACAGAGCCGUGAAACAGAGGGGAGACGCGGUCUUCCCGAAGUUUGCUUGCCUAAAAAUACACAUUUUAUUUAGUUUUCCGUAAAUUGCUCAUUGUAGUGAAGUACAGACAGUCGCGGACAAACACACGUGUGCGCGCAAGGACGAGAAGCGCUCCCGGUGAAGUUUAAAGACUGAAAGUCGACUCGCUCGCGUGGAUUACUCGGGAAUACAAAUCUCUGCGAGUUUACCGGAGACAAAACGUCGCGUUUGUUCUUCCCAACCACCAGAUUUCAAUGCUUUAAAUGAAGGAAUGUGCUAUGCCACUGGAUAAUCAAAAGGACUGCAGCCUCCUGAACCCUGUAUGUCUGACAAAUGUGUUUUCGCAGUGCAGUGUGGGAUGGCCCUCAUCUUCACCCUGUUUCAGUCCCUCCUCCUGGCCAUUCUGGGUGCCCCAGGGGUCCAUAGCAGUUAUCCACACUUCUCUUCCAAUGACACGGUCUUCCAGCACCUUGCGUUGCACCCUGACCCCAGCAUAGGGACGGUCUAUGUGGGGGCACGGGACCAUCUGUUCCAGCUCGCUGGCCUCGAUGGCCUCCGUCUCGAAGUAGAUGAGAAAACGGGACGCGUCAGAGACAGUAAAGACUGCUUGCCACCGGUGACCCUUGAGAACUGCCCUCAGGCUGGCUUUGUUAGCAAUCACAACAAACUACUGUUAGUGGAUUCGUACUCCUUCCAGCUUAUCACCUGUGGCAGCGUCCACCAGGGCACCUGCCAAAAACGCAGUCUUGAAAAUGUGAAGCAAGUUCUGUUCUCUGCCGAGAGACCUGUUGAUACACAGUACGUAGCGGCUAACGACCCGACGGUUUCAACGGUUGGACUUGUAGUGCGGCCGCACGAUAAAGAUCCGGUCCUGUACGUCGGACGAGGGUACACCAGCAGUCACCCACCAGUCUCCACAAGACAACUUUUGACGGAACCUGUGUUCUCGUACGAGGAAACUGCAAAACUCGCCGUCGCCGGUCGCCUCUCGGAGUACGACCACAAUUUUGUCGCUACUUUUGCCCGACGCAACCACGUCUACUUCCUGUUCUAUAGGCGCGACCUGAAAACUACUAGGGAAUAUCGUACGUACGUGGCUCGGGUUUGUCUUGACGAUCAGGCGUAUUAUUCUUACGUUGAAGUUCCGCUAACAUGCCGUUUGCCUGGAAAGAACUACAAUCUCCUCCAGGGGGCGCAUGUGGGUGGUGGAGAAUACGGAGCCUCGCAAGUUUUAUUGGGAGUCUUCUCAAUGCCGCUUAGUGGUGCUAGUGGACCUAGUGAGGAAUCGGCAUUAUGCAUGUACAAUCUGGAUGAGGUGGACCGCAGUAUUGAUGGUACUCGAGAUCUGUGCUACACACAAGAUGGGGGCAACAAUGUGGCGUACAUUGAAUAUGAAGUCAAAUCCAGCUGUGCCAACCUGCCCAUGAACACCCUGAACGCUUAUCCCUGUGGUUCAGACCACACCCCCAGUCCAAUGGCAAGCCGGGAGCCGGUUGACGCUAAACCGAUAUGGGAGAAUCCAUCCGCACGUCUUACUGCUGUGGCCGUCAGUGUGAAGGAGGGGCACACGAUUGUCUUCCUGGGUGACUCCAAAGGCAAUUUGCAUAAGGUGUUCCUGGGCGAGUCAGGAGAGGUGAAGAGAUAUUCCACUGUUCAGAUUCAAGCAGGUUCACCCAUCAACAGCGACUUACUGCUGGAUGUUAACCACAAACACCUUUACAUCAUGACCAGCAAUACUGUGGAGAAGAGGCCUGUAGCAGAGUGUGAAAAACACACUGAUUGUACUUCCUGUCUGGCAGUGAAGGACCCAUACUGUGGUUGGUGUGUUCUUGAUGGCCGGUGUGGGAUGCAGUCAGACUGUAGGUUGGGUUCAGUGGCAGGUCAUUGGCUGUGGAGUUUUGAUGACCAGCAACAGUGCUUGAAAGUGGAGUCACUGAGCCAAUAUAACGCCAGCCUGGGAGAACAAAAACAGAUUGCUGUGGACGUCCCAGGUUUGCCGAGCCUGUCAGAGGGUGACACGUACUCCUGUUUCUUUGAAGACACUGAGACGGCUGCCUCUCUCCAGGGGACCACAGUCACCUGUGCUACACCCGAGACCCACAGACUUCCACCUAUACCACAGGGAGAAGAUUGUGUACGUGUCCGGCUGUCCCUUCGCUUCAGGAGAGUCACUGUUGUCGUCUCAGACUUCACCUUCUAUGAUUGCUCAGUGGUGCAGCAGCUGUCUGGCAGCAUGCCGUGUAGUGGUUGUGUAAGCAGCCACUGGCAGUGUAACUGGUGCAUCCACCAGCACAUCUGCACUCACAGGUCCAUGUGUGACCGCGGUGUGAUCAUCUAUAACCAGCAUUUUACACUCCCCACAUCUACUCCUCGAAUGGUUAAAGAGGUUGAUACGAACACGGUUACAACCUCGACACCCUCUACGACAACCCUUCCGACCACAACGCUCCCGACCACAACCCUCCCGACCACUGAGGUUGCCAUAACAACCGAAGCUGUUGUAACAACAACCACCCCUACCAUGACCCCUCCCACUACUCCAGAGCCGACCGCCGCCCCCACCACGCCUUUGGAAACCACAACUCCGCUUACCGACCCGCCCACUACCCCCAACCACGCAACAACUGCUUCAUCCGCUACCACGGCAGAGUCGAUCGAUACGACCACAGGGGCUCAAACACUGUCGCCAAACGUCUCUUGGGUUGAGGACAGGGUGCAGGUAGGUGUGGUGUCGACCUCGACCCCCCGACUGCACGAAGGGCUUACGGUUGAUGCGUUGGAUGAAGACGCUGUCGAAUUGACCCUACCCACUUUGAGAGCCGGAGAAGUGGUGACGAUAGGGAUGUUGGGUGAAGUACUGCCCACGUCUGCUUCUGAAGUGGUGACCCUGUCGCAGGCAGAAUUGGAUAUAGAUGCCCUAAUAGACACAGGUGUCUCUGUGUCAUCCGCUAACGCCCCCUCUGGUGAUGGUGAGGCGGGCCUUGAUUCGUCCGAUUUCCCCAUUUCUUCAGACAUGGACUACCAGUCCGACUCGGCUGACCUUUUUCUCUUGGGAGAAGAGAGCUUAACAAUAAGCGGAGGUGCUCACGCAUGCCCGUGUUUGGAGAGCGUUCAGGGCAGCUCGCUUCUUCCUGUCAACGUUGCAAGCAAGAUUACUCUAGCCGGUCGCAACCUACACCUUUACCAGGAUAAAGAUCUGGAUUACCAGUGUGUGCUAAUGAUUGAGGGCCAAACCGUGGUGGUGGACGCUUUUGUGGAAGUCGAUGAUGCACAGCCAUCUCUCUUCUUCAUCACCUGCCAGCAACACAAGUACUCCUAUUCGGCUGACAUGGAGGAAUACAUGUCCACGGUUUCCGUAAGGAGAAGAGACUCUUUUCAGAUCGACUACCCGGAAAAACUGCAUGUACAACUGUAUAACUGCUCGGUGGGCCGCUCCGACUGCAGCCGAUGUCACACGGCCAAUCGGCAGUAUGAAUGCGUGUGGUGUGAGGGCUCUCGUUCCAGCUGCGUCUUCAAGAGUUCCUGCUCUGACCACAUCCAGCAGACCUGUCCUGCUCCUCACAUACACAUGAUUACGCCUCUUUCUGGUCCAGUGGAGGGCGGUACAGUGGUCACAAUCUUUGGAUCUAAUCUGGGUCAGAGAGCAGAAGACAUCAAGCACUCCGUCACCAUAGCAGGGGUCCCUUGCAGAGUCAUAGCCGACAGAUACGAGGUCUCCUCAAGCAUUGUUUGUGAGACCACAGCGAGCGGAAGGGAAACAAGCGGCCAUGUCUCCGUGGAGGUUAAAGGCGGAGGAAUCGGGCAAUCUGCCCAGCGAUUCAGUUACCAGGACCCAGUGUUAUUGGAUGUGUCUCCUCUGAAAGGCCCAAUGUCAGGCGGCACAUCGCUCACCAUCACAGGACGAAACCUUCUAACGGGCCAUCCCAGCGAGAUGGGCGUCCUGAUUGGUGGAGUCCCAUGUCACAUUUAUUCUGAGCAGCACAACGAUCGGGUUGAAUGUGUGACUGGAGGCAAUAACCGAACUGGAGAAAGUGCCGUUACCGUGCGAUUUGGUAAAGCACAGCGCCAUCUGUCGAAAGUCUAUUAUCACUACACACCAGAUCCUAAUGUGACCAAUGCUGUUCCAUCUAAAAGCUUUCUCAGCGGGGGUCGUAUCAUUCGAGUGUCCGGCCAGCAUCUGGAUGUGGUACAGGAGCCGCGUAUCCGUGUGACCCUGACCCCUAUAGAGCCCCAGACUCAAAGGAAGAGGAGGAGCGUGUUGGCAAGCGAGAAUAAAGUACACUACGGUCCUCUUAAAAGAAGGCGUCGGAUAGUCCCUGAACUGGACUGUCGUGAUAGUCUUUGUGUCAUCAAACAGGUUGAAGAGCAGUGCACAGUGAACAGUUCCACUUUGAUCCUGUGUCCCACUCCAGAAGUGGGGCCCGAGGCCCUUCGUGCCGCAGUUAGCGUCCACUUCCUCUUUGAUAACCUCCAUUUUGAAUUUGAGGCGGUCAACGGUGGCCCCUUCAGCUAUGAGCCGAACCCUGUUCUUCGCGACCUCAAUCAACACGAUCCCAGCAAACCUUUCCGCCACAAACCCGGCAGCAUCAUCUCUGUGGAGGGGGAGAACCUGGACCUGGCCAUAUCUAAGGAAGAGGUGGUGGCCCUUGUUGGAGAUGGAGAGUGCACAGUCAAGACUUUAACCAGGAAUCAUUUGUACUGCGAGCCGCCAGCACAACAGCCACCGGUGCCAGCGUCCAAGAAACGAGAUUCCAAUGACGCACUCCCAGAAUUCACUGUGAAGAUGGGAAAUCUCAACUUCUCUUUGGGUCGCCUGCAGUAUGAUUCACAGGGUCAGGCCACCUUCCCUCUGGAAGCUCAAGUUGGAGUCGGGGUGGGAGCCUUUAUUGUGGCUCUUAUUGUGCUGGUUAUCGUCCUCAUAUACAGGAGGAAAAGCAAGCAAGCGUUACGAGACUAUAAGAAAGUUCAAAUCCAGCUGGAGAAUUUGGAGACCAGUGUCAGAGAUCGCUGUAAAAAGGAAUUCACAGAUCUAAUGACAGAGAUGAUGGAUGUAUCCAGCGACCUCAUGGGAUCUGGAAUUCCAUUCCUGGACUAUCGUAGGUACUCUGAGAGGAUCUUUUUCCCUGGUCACAGAGAGUCACCGCUAACACGAGACCUUGAUGUUCCGGCUUGUCGCCGGGCCACCGUAGAGCAAGGCCUGGUUCAGCUGUCUAACCUUCUCAACAGCAAGCUGUUCCUGACCAAGUUCAUUCACACUCUGGAAGCCCAGCGGACCUUCUCUCCGAGGGACAGGGCGUACGUGGCGUCUCUCCUCACGGUGGCGCUGCACGGCAAGCUGGAAUAUUUCACAGACAUCUUAAAAACUCUGCUGAGUCACCUGGUGGAGCAGUACAUCACCAAGAACCCUAAACUCAUGCUGCGCAGGACGGAGUCUGUAGUGGAGAAGCUAUUGACCAACUGGAUGUCUAUAUGCCUGUACUCCUUCCUCAGGGACACGGCAGGCGAGUCUUUCUACAUGAUGUUCAGAGCCAUUAAGCAUCAGGUGGAUAAGGGUCCCGUGGAUGCCGUUUCAGGCAAAGCUAAAUACACGCUGAACGAUAACAGACUACUGCGAGAAGAUGUGGACUACCAUACUGUGACUCUAAAUGUCCUGGUGAGCAGCGGAGGCACCGGUGAGUCACAGACGGUCCCUACCAAAGUCCUGGAUUGUGACACCAUCACUCAGGUGAAGGAGAAGAUCCUGGAGCAGACGUUAAAGGGCACAUCAUACUCCCACAGACCCACUGCAGACUCCGUUCAUCUAGAAUGGAGGGCAGGAAUGGCUGGUCAUCUGAUCUUGUCAGAUCAGGAUUUGACAUCAGUGGUUCAGGGGUCCUGGAAACGCCUCAACACCUUACAGCACUACAAGGUUCCUGAUGGUGCCACAGUAACACUAGUGUCACGACAGUCCAAGCAAAUCCACCAUGACAGCCAUGACUACAUACCAGGAGAGAAGACUCCAAUGUUGGAGGAUGGGGAUGAUGAAGGAGUUAAACAAUGGCAUCUGGUGAAGGCCAAUGAGGAGGCAGAACUUCCCAAACACAGACGAGGCAGUCUGAGAGAUAAAGACCGUGAGAGAGCCAAGGCCAUACCGGAGAUCUACCUCACACGUCUGCUGUCUGUAAAGGGUACACUGCAGAAGUUCGUAGACGAUCUGUUCACUGUGAUUUUGAGUACCAGUCGACCGGUUCCUUUGGCUGUGAAAUAUUUCUUCGAUUUGUUGGAUGACCUGGCGGCACAGCACAACAUUACCGACCCAGAGACCAUUCACAUAUGGAAAACAAACAGCUUACCGCUGAGAUUCUGGAUCAAUAUCCUAAAAAACCCUCAGUUCAUCUUUGACGUUCAGGCGUCUGAUAACCUCGACUCUGUGCUGUCGGUCAUUGCUCAGACCUUCAUGGACUCCUGUACCAUCGCUGACCACAAACUGGGGAGGGAUUCCCCGAUCAAUAAGCUUCUGUACGCGCGAGAUAUCCCACGCUACAAACAAAUGGUGGAAAGAUAUUAUUCAGAUAUACGACAGACCAUCCCUGUCAGUGACCAGGAGAUGAAUUCUUCACUGGCUGAACUCUCAAGGAAUUACUCAAAUGAAGUAAAUCAUCUGGUGGCAUUGCACGAGUUAUACAAGUAUAUCAACAAAUACUAUGAUCAGAUUAUCACAGCAUUAGAGGAGGAUUCAACGGCUCAGAAGAUGCAGCUGGGAUACAGGCUUCAACAGAUCGCCGCAGCUGUGGAGAAUAAAGUCACUGACCUUUGACCCGUGACCGCGGACAGACACUUUGAAAGACUGAAAUAAAGACAGCCAAUGAGAGAGCAGAGACCCUGCCCGGAGCAAUGAACUCUCACUUCCUGCGGUUCUGAAGGAUCCUGAGAAGAACAGAGGGGAAUUGAGAUCUUAAACGCUGUUACGGUCGAAGACACAGCAUUUCUAGAUGUCAUAUCUGUCUUAGAUAUUACACACAUACACUGUUGCUGGUCUGUAAAGUUGCUCUUUCUCUUAGCUUUUGCUAAAGGUUUCAUGCGUUCGCCACACGGGGUGCUCGAAAAGAUCUGUACACUUAACCUGAACGUUUUCUUUUUUUUGUUGGUGUGAUGUUUCUGGUAGAGAAGCAUCCGGUAUGCUAGUGCUUCAGAUUUUUUUAUGCAUUUUCCGAAUAUUGCUCAAAGCGAGUCUUACGCAGACCAACAUAAAGUUUGGCAGGAUGUUGUGAACUGCCACGCCCAAUGUCUUAAUAAAAGAAGAGUUUAUGAAGGAUUGUUUAUAAAGGACGUCUAAAUUAAUAAUGUUACGUGAUCCUGGUCUGAAAUAUAAUUUUUAGGAUGCCUUGUUUUUAUCCAAAACAUGUUUAUUUGUGAGAAACACUGGUUAAAGGGACCUCACCCUGACAGAGCCAUAUGUACUGUUUUCAUAUGGCAUAGAUUACAGUAUUAUAUUCAUUAACAUGCAUGGAUACUCACAAAGAUAAGUGGUUGGCACAUGCAUGUCGCACGUGUAAAUCUCUUUUUUUUUUCUUUUUUUGAGUCACAUUUUAUUGAUGAUGAUGUAAAUGGAAGGUUAACCUGAUUAACACACUUGAAAAUUGAUUUAGGUAAAUAGGUUGUGUCAUGUAACGUUCAACAUGCUUGGUUGUAAAUUUUACAUAGUCUUCGAUGGUUUAUUCUUCAGUGUUAAUGUGUGCUGUUCUGAUGUUCUUGUUGGCUUACAUCACUAAAAAAAAUAUAUGGUUUACCUGGCUGUCCUAAUGGGUACAGAUAUCUCCAUAUGGGUGAUUAUAUAACUGCAGGUACAUUUGGUAUCGAGUCAUUUUUUUUCAAAUGGUUAUUUUUUAUUAUUUUAAUAAGUUGUCAUGAAAAUCAUGAUUUUCAGUUAUGUAAGAUACAGGAAGUAUUAUAUUCACCCUGGCUUGUAACAUCUUGUGGUCCGUGCAGUUGAGUACCCCAUUUGGGACACCAAAGGUACCUGCAAAUACAUAAUCACUCGUAAAUAUACGGUACAUCCCUGCAUAUUUUUGUCUGAAAUGGUUAUGACUGAAGUAGUUUUUAUAUUUUUUUAAUAAGCGAUCAUGAUCAACUUUUCUUUUAAACUUUUCACAAAUUUUGUGAUUAUUUUUUUGUACACAUCAUGACUAACAUAGAGUUGCUAUUUGGAGAUGUGCUUUUAUGUGCUUUCAGCAAUACAAAUUAGAUCAGAUGCCAUAUUGUAAAUGGCUAAACUACCCGUUUCAUCUUUCCUUAUUUACAAAAAUAGCUAAUGUUUGGUAAUUGUACAAUAUUAGUAAAAGAAAAUGUAAUGUGAACCAGUUGCCCAGCAGUUACAACCUGGUUAAUCCCCAAGUGUUUUUAGUAAGCACAAAUCGUUCCCUGCUUAAGAUGAUUUGCUGUAUUUUGGAAAAUGGUAGGUAGCUGGUUUCUAGCUGGUCAAGUCAUUCAACACAUUAUUCAGAAUGCUCAAGCCAGUGAUUUGAAGCAUGGUAGCUGCUCGAUCAGCCAAUGUGCUGCGAUUGGAUGGCAACAAACCAGCUACCAGCCACCAAAACGCAAUGACUGGCAUAAGUUGCGCACACUGUUGGAGUCACAUGCUGUUCGGCUGUUUCUGCAUUUAUGAUCAUGGCUCAUUCAGCUGUUCAUUUGAAGAUUGACAGUUCAGCUAUCUGUGUUUUUACAUAGUGCGAACACUGAAUGCACAAAUGUAACCUGAACUAAAUGCAGCUGCUGCCUGACCUCUUACACUGAGCAUUGCUUACAUACAGUAAUUGAUUUGAUUUCUAUAUAUUUAUUUAUUUAUUUUGUGUUCAAAAUGGCUGCAAACGGCAGAUUGAUGUACAGACCAAAUUUCUGUAAUUAUGACAUCCCCCAAUUUUUUUUUUAUAAGAUUACCUUUAAUCUGUGGCUGAGAGCUGUAAGUUUCAAUGUCUUUGAGCAUAAAUGCAGGUUUCUUUUCGCUGUAGUCCACUGUUAUGCUGGCCUUUUGGUUUGUAUGAUACACGACUGAUUGUUUUGUAAGUCUUGCAAGGGACACACUGGCUAUUCGAGGCUAUUGUAAAUUGAUUGAUCUCCUCGCUCUUUUUACGUGUGCAUUUCUACGCAUUUCUGUAAAUAAAAUGUGCGAUCAUAAAUGUUUCAUAAGCCGUUAGACUGAAGCAAAUGUCAGUUUUUAUCAGCUGUUCUGUAAUACACUGUUGAAAAAGUUUCAUUUUAAGACAGAAUGGUUAAAUCUUCGCAUUAAAGGUUUAGUUCACUUAAAAGUUCAAGUUCUGUCAUUAUUUUGUUAGCACCGUAUAUGACUUUGUUUCUCUGUAUGGACCAGAAGACAUCAGGCAGGAUGUCAGAUGCUUUCAUCAGUGAAUAAAAAUGAAAUUUAGUCUUUUCCUCACAGCUAUUACAGUAAAUGACUUUAGAAGAUUUUGAAUACAUUUCACAAGU